AGAACUUCGGACAGCUGCGGACAGUUGUGGAAAUCAGAUCUUUCUCGUGUGGUUAUAAGUUCAUGUGUGUGAAAGAGAAACGGGCAGACGGGAAGAGGGUAACGAACACAUUAGCUUGGGAAAUAUGAGCUCCGGCCCCUCCGCCCUGACCGUCCACGCCCUCCGUCUGGGGCCUGGCGAGGAGCUGCUCAGCUCCCUGGUGGCUUUUGUGGAGGAGAGGAGGCUGAAGGCCCCCUUCAUCAUCACCUGCGUUGGCAGCGUCACCAAGGCAACCCUCAGGCUGGCCAAUGCUACAGCUGACAAUAUUAACCAGGUGGUUCACCUGAAUGAGAGGUUUGAAAUCGUCUCCUUGGUGGGCACGUUGAACAAGGAGGCUCACCUUCACAUCUGCCUGGCAGAUAAAGAGGGGAAGACCAUCGGGGGCCACGUUUUGGGCGACGUGGAGGUGUUCACUACUGCUGAGGUGAUCAUUGGCGAGGCCAGCGAUCUGAGCUUCGACCGGGAGAUGGAUGAGCGCACCGGCUUCCCAGAGCUGGUCAUCACCGCGCGUGCGAAACGGGCCUAGUGAUUAACACUGUGUCACUACAGCCUCCCCCUCGCCUUCUCUGUACGUAGAAAUAUCCCUGUCAAUAAAUUGUGC
This is a messenger RNA of Megalops cyprinoides (Indo-Pacific tarpon), 640 nucleotides long. Its product is annotated as bifunctional protein GlmU-like. NCBI's taxonomy places the organism in Eukaryota, Metazoa, Chordata, Actinopteri, Elopiformes, Megalopidae. The record is from RefSeq and is a predicted model, not a curated record. Bases 125 to 565 code for a protein of 146 amino acids. The transcript is spliced from 3 exons.